GUCAUUAAGCACCGGUUCUUUUCAGAAACAACACUACUCAAAAGAGAUAUUCACAUGGUGUUAUCGCAAACCUUAAACCGCUAAGUCAGACACAGCUACUUGCUGAAACAACAACUUCAAUUUCAAAUGUGGGAGUUUACGCUUCAGAUCUUCAACACUUGCUCCGUCGCAAAUUGUCAAGGUUUUGUGGAUCAAUAAUAGUGUGUCAUCAUUGAUUGAGUUAUUCUUGAAACAGCAAACUCAAAGAUUUAUCGCCAUGGGUCGAAGCACUGGGAAGAAGCGCAACGCUAACUCCACAAACGGAUUUCAGAAACAGUGUAAUAACAACAACUACAGCAACCAUAACUCACACCUUAACGGAAAGUCAAACGGAUUUGAACCCGCGAGGAAUGGACGACCGCAUUUUCAAUCGCGGAGUGCGAAGCAAAACUCGCAGCAGUCGUUUGCAUGGAUGAAAUAUGCAUCGUGGGCGUUUGGAGCGACCCUGGCUGUGUAUUUGGGAUAUAUGAACGCUUGGUAUUUCAACACUCUUCACGAGAACAGACUGUGGUUCUCAAACAUUAAGGAGGUUGAGCGAGAGAUUUCCUUCCGGACAGAGGCCGGUUUCUACUACUCGUACUUCAAACAGAUGGUGUUCGCCCCGUCUAUCUCGGAAGGUUUGUACGCAUUGACGCACGACAAUGACACUGAAAAUUGGAGGACAAUUAACACGCUUGAACGAUUUAACAUUUACCAAGAAGUCAUCCUCAGCAUCGUCUACAAAGCUUUGUCUCUCGUUCAGAAUGUUCAAGCACCCAUCUUCUUUUAUGUCAACACUGUGUUCAACCUUCACGGCCUGUACCUCAUCUCUCUCUACUGCACUGCCUGGCUGCUCAGUGGAUCAUGGCUAGCUGGGGUCCUAGCCUCGGCAUUUUAUAUCCUCAAUCGAGAAGACACAACACGAGUCGACUUCACCAUCCCAUUGAGGGAGAGUUUUGCAAUACCGUUCAUCCACAUCCAGAUGGCGUUAAUCACGUACUACCUCAGACCGACCUUAACGAUCGCUAAACAGAGAGUGAGUCUGGUCCUGAUUACGCUGAGUUCGUUUCUCUUCGUCCUAACCUGGCAAUUCUCCCAGUUUGUGCUCUUACUCCAAGCCAUAGCAUUGUACGGCUCCUCAUGUCUGGGUAUGGUCCCAACAAACAAGGUCAAUCGUCUUCUGUUGAUCCAAGGCGUCUCAAUCCUCUCAGUGUGUGCGCUGCAGUUCUUCAAUAAGAUGCUCCUGGGAUCUCUCGCCUUCAGUUUCAUCUUAGCAGCUCUUCUAGAUCUCCGGCUCCAGGAACGACGCCCAUCACCCGCAGGGAUGUGCACCCGGGUAGCCAAACUGCUCUGCCACAUUGUCACAUGUCUAACUCUAAUGGUCAUCAUAAAUGUCUCCAUCAAGUUUACUAUUGGUGUGGACGCGGACGAACACAUCUUCAAGUUUUUGAAGGCAAAGUUUGGCAUCGAUAACACCAUGGAUUUUGAUGCUCGUUUAUACUCCUGUAACGGAGCCUUUGUCUUCUUACCGAUGGACACCAUAUGGCGGCUGACUCGGAGACUAGUCUUCCCUCUCUAUGUGGUUACACUUACUGGUUUGUUGAUGACUCUAGCCGUAGCGGUCUACCAGAACUGGAGAAAACAAGCUGAGAUUGCCAAAGGCAAGAAAGACGACGAAGCCCCCAUCAUAGACACCGACUCCUCCCACGUACUGAGCGACCGUCCAGAGUUAGCAUACUUGACCAUCCAGACGGUACUCUCAGCGGGCCUGGCUGCAACCAUAUUAAGACUCAAGUACCUCUGGACACCGCACAUGUGCGUCCUGGCUGCGUUCGGAAUCUGCGAUUAUCGGAUAUGGAGGGCGCUGUUGCAACGAUUGCGCAUCAGUUCAGAAACAGCGAUCCAAGGAAUCAGACACACCGCUACGCUGAUUGUUCUAGCUGCACUACUCUACAUUACUCUUGACAAAGUCUACGCCGAUCUUGAAGAAUUACGUGAAUUCUAUGAUCCUGACACUGUGGAACUCAUGAACUGGAUCAGGCAGCAAACUCCCAAAGCAACCGUCUUCAGUGGUAGUAUGCAGCUCCUGGCAGGGGUCAAGCUUUGUACGGGACGUCGUCUGACGAAUCAUCCUCACUACGAGGACAAGGAGCUAAGAGAACGUACUCUACAGUUGUAUCAGUAUUACGGUCAGCGUACACCCAAAGACGUCUAUGACAUUCACAAAGCCACGGGGACAGACUAUAUCAUAUUGGAAGACAGUAUCUGUUAUGCAAGGGCCUCACAGCAGGGAUGUAGGUUACCAGACCUCAUUGACAUGACAAAUGGACAUAUGUACAGCGGAGCCAAAGCUGAUGAACUACACUUGCUCAAGAAAGCGGAGGUCGGUCGAUUCUGUGACGUCAUUCAACGCCAGCAACCCGAGUAUACACGUUAUUUUGUUUUGGUGUUCCAGAACAAAACAUUCCGUGUUUACCAAGUGUUAUGACAUCGCUGACAAACCCUCAAACCAUUCUGGAAUUUCCUCUUUUAUUUUUUAAAGGAAGGGAUUCAUUUUUGGUUUUGGAAUGAACAAGGUGCAAUCUUGAAAACUAGGAAAUAGGCCUUUAUGAAAAAAUAUUAAUUGAUUGAAAGUGUUUAAAAAUGCUUUAUAUGGAUUUAAUUCAUUUUGGGUUUGAACAUUGUGCUGUUUUUGAAACUGAACUGAAGUAACUUGUUGUUAAUAUUUUGUUCUUGUUUAAUUCCUUUUUAUAUUUAAAGAGUUUUUGCCCCAAAUUAGUUGAGUAUUUAAUUCCACUUGGAUUGGGCAUAAUUAUUAUGUUUUAUUGUUCAGAUGUAAAAAAUAUUAUAUUGUAUUUCAAUGUUAUGAAUUUGUUUUGUUCGUCCAAAAAAUGCGAUAAUUAUGUGAAAAUUCUUCACAUCAAUUGGUUCACUCUUUGAAAAUGAGCAUUUUCAAAUGAAAUCAACAUGCAAUCAAACUUAAAGUAGGUAAGACACUGCUCUAGAAUUGCAAGGGUCGUGGGUUCGAAUCCCACCCGAGUAAUAUGCCUGUGAUAUUUGU
This is a messenger RNA of Asterias rubens (European starfish), 3079 nucleotides long. RefSeq names its product probable C-mannosyltransferase DPY19L3. The record is from RefSeq and is a predicted model, not a curated record. Lineage: Eukaryota; Metazoa; Echinodermata; Asteroidea; Forcipulatida; Asteriidae. Bases 257 to 2506 code for a protein of 749 amino acids. The transcript is spliced from 16 exons. Gene Ontology annotation, cellular component: nuclear inner membrane. Gene Ontology annotation, molecular function: mannosyltransferase activity.